AUGGAAGAAGAGAAGAGACCACCGCUACCAACCCGACCCUCCCAAACCCCAACAGAGGAGAAACCCCCCACUAAAGACCCCUAUCUCACCGACACCAGUAAACAUCAAGACCAGGAACAAGACCAGGAACAAGACAAUGAGGAAACAAAUACAAACCCUGCAUUACCAGCAUAUACCCCAACAGUUCUAAUCCAAAACCAAACAUCCCACACCGCCUAUCGACCCUCCUCCAUCCUCCCCAAACCAGUCGUCAUACCCCAAACAUCCCACUCAAUCCACGGCACAAUCUACCGCCCCUUCGCGCGGGCCUACCCACCAACCCUAGAACGCCACGGAAUCCCCAAAGCCGAUUUCCUGGCCUUCAUCGACGGCCUCAACGCCGUCUGGGUAGCAAACCCCUACAUCCAGGCUAUUAGCACGACCAGCAAGGCUGCGGUGUUUGUGCCGGUUUUGCAGGUGCAGAUUGCUGCGUUGGGGUUGGCGGCUGCGGCGGAGUAUGGGUCGGUGAAGGUUUCGCAGAGACGGACGACGGAGUAUAUGCGGGUGGCGAAUGAGGAGUUGUUUCGGCCGAGGGGGUUGCGGGUGCAGGUGCUUAGGACGAAGGUUAUGAUGGCUGAGGUGGGGAUUCCCGGGGAGGUGUUGGAACUUGGGGAGUGUGGGGGGAGGGAUGAGGAGUUUGGGGAUUUGGAGGGUUUGGGGGAUGGUGGGAAGGGGAAGGAGAAGGAGAAGGAGAAGGAGAAGGAGAAGUAUGAUCCGCAAUUGAGGAGGGUGGAGGCUUUGAAGGACUUUGUUUGUCCGGUUGUUUAUGAGGAGGCGGGUGAGGUGGGCAAGGAGAAUUGGAUAAAGAGGGCUUCUGAUAAGCAGGAGAGCUGGCUUGCUGAGAGGCAGAAUAGUUCCAUUGUGGGGAAGAGGGAGAAGGCUGGGAAGUUGAUGAGUGAGGCUGAUGAGGCGGAGCGGCAGAUUAGUCUGAAGAUCGAGGAGGUUGCUCGUGCGAAGGUUGCUGCUGAAGAGAGGGCUAGGGAGAGGAUGGAUGGCCCAUUGGGGGAGUCGUUGCAGGGUAGGGGCAUGAUUCAGGAUGAUCUGGACAAGGAGAUGAAGAAGCUGGACAAGCAAAUGGAGAAGCUCAUGAGGGAAAGGGAGAAGAAGGUUACGAAGAUCAUGAAGAAGGGUAAAGAACAUCUGCAGAAAGUGGAGAAGAAAGAGAGUCGUAUUGCGCAGAAGGUGAUGUGGGUGGUGGUGACGGGGGAUGAUGGCUCGGGCUUUCAGAACCAUCUUUGUGAGGAGUCGGACGCUUGA
Molecule: messenger RNA, 1296 nt
Organism: Aspergillus oryzae RIB40
Lineage: Eukaryota; Fungi; Ascomycota; Eurotiomycetes; Eurotiales; Aspergillaceae
Exons: 2
Coding region: 1-1296 (431 amino acids)
Source: RefSeq, a predicted model, not a curated record